Molecule: messenger RNA, 258 nt
Organism: Lactuca virosa
Lineage: Eukaryota; Viridiplantae; Streptophyta; Magnoliopsida; Asterales; Asteraceae
Source: the annotation of a GenBank genome assembly
AUGAUAACUUCUGAAUGUGAUGACAAAGUUCAGAUUGUUGGAGAUGAUCUUUUGGCCACUAACCCAACUGCCAUCUCUAAAAAAAAAAGGAAGAGAAGCACAAAAUCUAGUGAAGGUAUACUUGGCGAAUUUGAGACUCAAAGGACAAAGAAGAAGAAAAAGAAGAAAGUUAACAUGCCAAAUGCAGCAGAAAUGCAGUGGAGGGCAUCUCAGGACUUUGCAGCUGAAAACUAUAUGAUGCCGCCAGGCCAUCUCUAA